GCUGCCAGUCCUGUUCUUCUCUCGCCAGCGGGGACAGGAAGCAAGUCUUGGUUUUCGGGACCAUUAAGUCAAGGUUCAAUAGCCAUGAAGUGGGGCUGGGCGAUAUUGGGGGUCGUCCUCUCCUUGGGGGCCCUGGCGUCCUGCGAGAAGGGCCUGCAAAUCCCAGAGUACGACGGCAGGGACCGCGUUCACGCCCUCAGCGCCAAGAACUACAAGUCCAUCAUGAAGAAGUACGACGUGAUGGUCAUCUACUACCACAAAAACAUGCACGGGAACCGCAACGCCAUCAAGCAGUUCCAGAUCGAGGAGCUGGCUCUUGAGCUUGCAGCCCAGGUCCUGGACGAUCUUGACGAUGAAGACAUCGGAUUUGGCCUUGUGGAUGAAAAGGAGGACAGCGCGGUGGCCAAAAAGCUCAGCCUGGAUGAGGUGGAGAGCGUCUACAUCUUCGCAAACAACGAGAUCAUCGAGUAUGACGGCGAACUUGCCGCGGACACCCUGGUGGAGUUCCUCUAUGACGUGAUGGAGGAGCCCGUGGAGAUCAUCGACAACGAGCGGGAGCUGAAGGGCUUCCACAACAUGGACGAGGUCAUCAAGCUGGUGGGCUACUUCAAGAGCGAGAAAUCUGCUCAUUUCAUCGAGUUCGACGACGCCGCUGAGGAGUUUCACCCCUUCAUCAAAUUCUUUGCCACCUUCGACCCCAAGAUCGCCAAGAAACUGAAGCUGAAGAUGAAUGAGGUGGAUUUCUACGAGCCCUUCAUGGAGGAAUCAGUCACCAUUCCUGGGAAGCCCUACACCGAGGCCGAGCUGGUGGAGUACAUCGAGCAGCAUGACAGACCCACUCUGAGGAAGCUGGAACCUCACAGCAUGUACGAGAUCUGGGAGGACGACAUUGACGGCGAGCACAUUGUGGCCUUUGCCGAGGAAGAUGACCCAGAUGGUUUUGAGUUCCUGGAGAUUCUGAAGGAGGUGGCGCGCGAGAACACAGACAACCCCAACUUGAGCGUCAUCUGGAUCGACCCCGACAACUUUCCCCUGCUGGUUCCGUACUGGGAGAAGACCUUCCGCAUCGACCUCUCAUCCCCCCAGAUCGGCGUGGUGGAUGUGGAGGACGCUGACAGUGUGUGGAUGGAAAUGGACGACCACGAUGACAUGCCCUCGGCGGACGAGCUGGAGCGCUGGAUUGAGGACGUUCUCUCAGGAAAGAUCGACCCCGACGAUGACGACGACGAGGAGGAGGACGAUGAUGAUGAUGAUGAUGAUGAUGAUGAUGAUGAUGAUGAUGAUGAUGAUGAUGAUGACGAUGACGAUGACGAUGACGACGACGACGAAGCAGAUGAUGACGACAACGACAAUGAUGAUGAUGACGAAUAGAAACAUCCCAACCAUCCUUCAGUCCAGUCGUAACAUUGAGAUCGGCUUCAUUUUUCACUUCCUGCGCAGGCCGGAAGGAAGCCAGUGGGAGGCGCUCGGAUCCCUCACCGAAUGGAACCGCGGGUUUGCUUGAUAAGCUGACUGCGUUGGCAUUUUGUACCCUGGGCCGGUGUCUCAAAAAUAAGAAAGAAAAUCACAAAAACAACCAAAAAUCGCUGGAGAGUCUUAAAGGGAUUCUGAAAAAUCUGCUGCAAAAAAGCUAGCUGUUUCUGCUCUCUCA
Phycodurus eques (leafy seadragon) is the source of this 1651-nucleotide messenger RNA. RefSeq names its product calsequestrin 1b (gene casq1b). Gene Ontology annotation, biological process: regulation of skeletal muscle contraction by regulation of release of sequestered calcium ion. The record is from RefSeq and is a predicted model, not a curated record. Gene Ontology annotation, cellular component: sarcoplasmic reticulum lumen. Gene Ontology annotation, molecular function: calcium ion binding. NCBI's taxonomy places the organism in Eukaryota, Metazoa, Chordata, Actinopteri, Syngnathiformes, Syngnathidae. The transcript has 11 exons. Bases 85 to 1371 code for a protein of 428 amino acids.